Manihot esculenta (cassava) is the source of this 1246-nucleotide messenger RNA. Its product is annotated as GDSL esterase/lipase At2g04570. The coding region runs from base 20 to 1102 and encodes 360 amino acids. The record is from RefSeq and is a predicted model, not a curated record. Lineage: Eukaryota; Viridiplantae; Streptophyta; Magnoliopsida; Malpighiales; Euphorbiaceae. Gene Ontology annotation, molecular function: hydrolase activity, acting on ester bonds. The transcript has 3 exons.
AAGACCCUUAACACUGCUUAUGCUAUCACACAUACACAAACAAGAGAGAAAUAUGGCAAACAAGUAUUUUCCUUGGCUAUUGUUAGGCCAAUUUCUAGUACUAGCAACCACAAUCCAGGCCAAAAUCCCAGCUCUGAUCGUCUUUGGAGACUCUUCUGUCGAUGCUGGGAAUAAUAACUAUAUUCCUACUAUUGCCAGGAGCAAUUUUGAGCCUUAUGGCCGUGAUUUUCAAGGCGGCCGGGCGACCGGAAGAUUCUCAAAUGGUAGAAUCGCUACUGAUUUUAUCUCAGAGGCUAUAGGUCUCAAGCCAACAAUACCAGCAUACCUGGAUCCUGCUUAUAACAUUUCAGAUUUUGCUGUCGGAGUAACUUUUGCUUCUGCUGCAACUGGCUAUGAUAACGCCACUUCUGAUGUUCUUUCUGUGAUACCAUUUUGGAAGCAGCUGGAGUUUUACAAGGAUUAUCAGAGGAGAUUGAGAGAUUAUCUUGGAGAAGCCAAAGCUAGCCAAACUAUAUCAGAGGCUCUGCACCUGAUAAGCAUAGGAACAAAUGACUUCCUGGAGAAUUACUAUGCAAUUCCAGGCCGAUCAGCUGAGUACAAUAUCUCAAAAUACGAAGAUUUCCUUGCAGGAAUUGCUGAAGGUUUCGUAAUGAAACUUUAUGCUCUAGGUGCUCGAAAAAUAUCCCUUGGAGGGCUUCCUCCAAUGGGGUGUAUGCCAUUGGAGAGAACCAGAAACAUAAUGAACGGCCAUGACUGUGAGGAGAGAUACAACACUGUGGCAUUUGAGUUCAAUGGCAAGUUAUCCAAUUUGGUGGCCAAUCUAAACAAGGAACUUCCUGGAAUCAAACUCAUCUUCUCCAACCCAUAUUACAUUUUGCUGCACAUCAUCAGAAAUCCCUCUUCAUAUGGAAUAGAGGUGACAUCAAUGGCGUGUUGCGGAACAGGAAUGUUUGAGAUGGGGUAUGCAUGCGAUAGAAACAGUCCAUUUACAUGCACAGAUGCAGACAAGUACGUGUUUUGGGAUGCUUUCCAUCCCACCCAAAAAAUUAAUCAGAUCGUUGCUAAUUAUGUCGUCAAGCGUGCUCUCAUCAAGUUCGACUAAUUUUUCUUUCUUUUUCCCUCUUUCUCUCUUUUUUCUUUAUAUAUUUCACCUGUUUCUUAUUAUUACGAAUAAUAAUUAGUUUUAUGCCUUCUGUAAUAUAUAUUUAUUGCCUCGCUUAGGUAAUAUAUAAAUAAUUUAUAUAAA